Caenorhabditis auriculariae is the source of this 5627-nucleotide messenger RNA. Lineage: Eukaryota; Metazoa; Nematoda; Chromadorea; Rhabditida; Rhabditidae. The record is from the annotation of a GenBank genome assembly.
AUGGCAUUCUGUGUCUCGAAUCUUCCGCGACUGGCAGCAAUGGGUAACUUUUUGGGCUUUCGUUUUUCUCAUCACCGAUGACUUCGACAGUGCUCCGGGCACUCAGAUACGGACAUUCUGGGCAUGUUAUAAGUGCAAUGUUAAUAGGUUUCUCAAUUCGCGUCUGAUGUGUUAUUAGAGAAAUAAAGGAUGGGGAAAGCCCAUACUUUUGAAGUUGCAUCUCUCCACCGAAAUACGCUAUUCUAGCUUGAAACCUGAAACUUUUUCUUGCUCCUAGUAGCGUUCAGAGCUAUUUCGACGUCUGCGAUCAAUCAGAUUCGCAAUAAUUCUUAUUUACCGCUUCUCCUAAAAUUUCUUAACGUGGCUUUCAAUGCGGAAUCGAAUUAGGAUCAUUGAUUUUUGAGGCGCUUUCCGAAGACUAAUUGUUCGACUCAUUUUGAUUUAUUACCGCUUUCGGAUUAUGUAACUGGUUCAGAAAGUUUCAUAAACGAAUUAUGAGAUAAGUGAUGAGAUGGUAUAGCAUGUGUACCGCGACUCGGAAUUUCACCAAACGACAUUUCCGCUGUUACGCUGCGUGCCCUUUCCAACCUUCAUCAAUCAUCAAUAUUUAUUGGUUGUUUUAGUCAGAUGGAAUCGACUAGGCGGUGAAAAAAUUGCUUUUAUGAGCGGCACUAACACCGCCUUUGGCGAAAAAGAAGUCAAAACGUGUAGUCGAUUGAUUUGAAAGCAUGGUCUUACGGUCCUUCUCGCUCUUCCACAAGUAGAUCCCUAAGUUUCGCGGGUACGGGCACGGCGGAGAUGGUGGGGCUCGGGCACGGACACCGUGUACACUCUAGGGUAGCCUCGGCCGAUUGAGAGAGCUACCACUUCGAGUGAAGAAAUUACACGGAAUGGUCGCGUUUUUAAUUUUUUUUUUUUCUUUCAAUAAGUUACUCCACUUUCCUGUGCUCCCACAGCAAUAACAAUCAAUUGAAAUCGUGACCUAGAUUCGAAAGACGCUUCGCGAACGCACGCUGCGGAACAGCGGAAUGUCGUUCCGGGAAAUUUCAAGUCGUGGCACACAGACUAUAGCUAAUCCUUUUUUCUCGGUUUUGGGCCUUAUGUGACAUGAAGCUCAUUUUCUGUAAAUAAUUUCUAUUUCAAACUAAGUUCAAAAUAUCCUUGUAAGUUCGGAUCUUUUUUUCAAGGUUCUUCGAAAGCUCGACUGAAAAGGCAGCUAGUCUACGUCUUCGGGAUCCUAUUUUGCGCGAUAUCAAGGGCUAAGGUCGAAGGUAAUUUGUCUUUUUGUUUUCUACUUUCAGAAUAUUCAACAAGCAAACUCCAAAAGAAUUUUAAAAAAGUUACAACUCACUGGAAUUUUGAUAUGUUGUGCACUAGUGUUUCUAAAAUUUGACCGUUCGACCGAUUCGAUAGUUCAACUGAUUUGACCGGUUAUAACAUGUCAUUCUUGUGACCGUUCGUUUGACCGACCAGUUUCUCAAACGGUCAAUUUUCGAAACUAUCAUAUGCACCACAAAUUUUUGAAUAGAUUAAAAGGACAUUAUGUGAUGCUCAAAACGAAUUAAAAGUUUUAGCUCCCAAAAACCGAAAAUGGCCAAAUUCUGGUUUUUCAACUUUUUUCAAACAUAUUCAAGGUGCAAUAGCACAAUUUUGAUGAAUAAGAGGUCACAGAAUACUAGGAAAUGCAGUUGUGCAUGCAGUCUUGAGGGCUGCGUCAUAGCUAUAGACGCACCCCCAUUAUUUCAGUUUUCAAAAGAUAUAUUGAACUUCCUGCAAUCAAACCUAUUUUAUAAUGAACAUAGCUGAAAUUACUGACAUCACAAAGAGAACUACAGAAGACUCAGUACACAAAAUUUUCGAAAUCCGUCAAAAAUGGUUUUUUGAUAAUUAUAGACGCACUUUGGCCCAGGGCUCAUUUUUAACUUUUGUUGGAACUUUCGCCUUCUUGAUUUUAAACAAACACUAAAAAUAGUAUGAAGAAAGAAUUUUAAGUAAUUUUUAAUCAAGCAAUUUUAUUUUCAAAUCAUGCGAAAAGCGAAAAAAAAAAUCGAAAAAAAUGGUAAAAAAAGUUCGUCAUACUAGAGACAUCUUCGAAUUUUGUUUUCUGACGUGUAUGAAAACAAGAUUUUCAGUUUGAUGUUUCCAGGGGCAUGUUGCAAAAGGGCUAUAACUGCAUAUAAAUCUGGAGAAGCCUUCCCGCCAGAGUGCGAAGAUGGCUCAGUCAAAUGCACAGAGGAACCGAUUUUUCUGGAAAAUCCUUCUUCUGCUUCAUUAAUUAUGAAUUUUUUGUGGAGAGCUACGAGAACUGGCUCCAUUACCAUCUUGGAUAACAAAAAUGUAGAAAUCCUGAUCUCGAAUUUGGAAGAAAUUGUUCAUAAUGGCCAAGGUAAGGCUUUUUUGAAAUUCGAAAAACACAAAAUAAUUCAGUAAUCCAUAAAAAUUAUUUAUUCAAUUAUUUCAAAAACCAUCCAUUUUUUCAUAAGUUCAUCGGGAAUGUCCUUUUUAAAAAGAGUUGGAAAAAUCUAAAAACCGUUGCUCCGUGACGUCAUGCUAUCUCUUUCUGACCGACUCUGGAACACACCAGUGAUCUGGCGUUGGCGCCAAGAGCCGCGUACGCAUACGCUACGCGUCCCUCUUCCUCUCUACAAGAAACGUGCACGGUGCGAGCACUGAUUUUGCACUUUUUGCUGCACGGUGCAUGUUGUAGUUUUGCACCUCGCAGUUUUGGGUCUUUUUUAGUGCGGGUGUGGUGCAACACCGCACGGUGCUGACACUCUGAACCACAAAACUAAACAUGCUUUGCUACUCAACUUAGGCCUUUUCUUUCUCCAUCAUCCGAUUUUUUUAACGAAAAAAAAAAUCAUUACAAAAACGAAAAAAAAAAAAAAUUACAUGUAGAACUGAGAGAAAUGGGCUGAAUUGAGGAGAUUUCGGAUACCCAAUUUUCUGAUUCGGAGUGUCAGCACCUUGCGGUGUUGCACCACAUGCGCACUGAGAAAGACCCGAAAGUCCGAGGUGCAAAAGGACAACAUUCACCGUGCAGCAAAAAAGUGCAAAAUCAGUGCUCGCACCGUUCACGCUCCUUGUAGAGCUGCCCCGCCUCCCUUGCCUUUCAAGUCGGGGAAAAUUGACUAUAAAACCGAUCUUGUGCUAAAAAUAACUGUUUUUCAAAAAAAAAAACUGGAAAGAUGCAAUUUUUCGUUUUUUAAAAGUAUUCAUUCCAGUUGAAAUGGAAACUCCGCAUUUUCAAAGUCAUUUUGCAGGUCCAGCUGUUUAUUUGAGGAAUCCCAAGUUUUUUGGCGAAACUUUCGGCAAAUUGAUUAAAAUAACAGUGCCAAAUCCGCAUAUGUUCUGCAAAAAUCAUGAUCUCCUGCGCCUGGAAAACGUAACGGCAGAAGUCAGGAACCGGCUGGAAAAAGUUGCCAACGAGGUGAAUUUAAAAACCGAAAUAAAACUAGAUAUCAAGAAAAAAAAACGUAUUAAUGCCUCAUAAUGCAUAGAAAGAGUGAUCAGAAACAAGAAAAAUUAUCUGCCAAACCCCAUAGCCUCAAAUUUUAAUUUUUCGGGUGAUUUUGAUUUCUGUCGAGCCAUUUUUUCAUUGUUUCUUAUAGACAAACAAACAUUGAAAUUAGGAAUAAUUGAUCAAUCUGAUUUUAUUUUUUCAAAACUGAACAGAAGAAAAACGUUAAUUUAAUUGCUUUCAAAUGGAUUUCUUAGAAGAGUUUUUUUUUUUAGAAUUCAAUGGAUUUUAGCAGAUAAUCUCACUUGUUUCCUAAUGCUCUUACCCCGGUCUAUCACACACAGAAGAUUAAAUUCGAUACCCGUCUCCAAGUCUGAGUUGUUGCUCAGUGAUAAAAACAAAUGUACUGAGAAAUGAAAUUUCAAACUUGCUUCAGUUUUUUUUCCUGGUGUAAUGGUAUUUUUUUUUCCAAACCUUCUCAUGUAUCCAUUAUGAUAAGAAUCUGUAUUCAAUCAAUUUUCUCCUUAAUAAAUCAAUUAUACUCAUGCCAGCUUCCAGUUAACUCAUGAUUCGUCAUCUUCAUUAUCUCAUUAUUUGUUUGUAUAUUUAUUAAUUAUCUUAUUUAUUCAACAGUUGACCAGUUGAAAUUUCAACCAAACUUUUUUGUUUGACGAUUGUGCGGAUCAACGUUUGAGCAGGCGCCUGCAGGUCUACAAAGUACUUGAUUUGAGCCUUGAAAAUUGCCAUCAUAAACGAAAAAAAAAAUCGAAAAACAUUUCUAAUUUCAAAAGUAUUCAGACGUUGGCCGUGUGUAACACUAUGACAACACCAACGACGACAUCAAACGACACCGCCGUGAUCCCGCCGCAUCGCGUUCAGAGCGUGGCUUCCGCCGUCGCCUCAGCCUCGCAAGGAGAAAAAGACUGUCCUAGCAACAGUAACUUCCUUUGCGGGUUUUCAAUGAUGAACCGAAUUCCAGAGGGCCUUUUGAUAGUGUGCGCAGUUGUCGCUAAUGUACUUCUGUUCCUCCUGGCGAUUUCGGUGUAUAUAGCACUCAGGAUUCACUUAUUCAAGAAAAAUGAGGACGCUGUAAAUGGUGAUUAUAGUAUCUAAUUUAAAUGGCGAAAAUUCAAACAAAAAAAUAAAUUUGACUAGAAUCCCCUCAUGGUUGGGAAUUAUUUCAACGAUCUUGGCCGGAAUAUCCCUCUAUGUCGCGUAAAUCAACGACCUCUUUGGAUUUUUAAACUUAAAAACGAGUCAUCUCGAAAACUAAGAAAAUUGUUCAGAAUUUCAGAUCUUUAGCCUCAGAAAUUAUUCGAGUCCAUUUCCAAAAAAAAUCCUUACAUCUUAUUUGAAUGACCGUCUUCGUUAAUCGUAUGAAUAUAUAGUGCCGCGUGGUAAAGAAAAAUUUCACAGAAACAGAUAGAAAUAAGAAAGAGACAACUAAAAUGUAAUCGGAAAAUGUUUAGCGAAUGAAUUUUUCUUUCAAUUCUAAAAUUUUAUAAAAGAAUUAGAUUUCUCAGAAAAUGUAAUCUUGAUACAUAUUCAGUUUCUUGAAUAAUAAUUUUUUCAAUUAUUUCUAUUCGACCUUUGAUUUUUCUGAAAAGUAUGGGAGCUUUGAAUUCGUACAGGCAGCUUUUUUGCAAAAACUUUCUUAUGUCUGUACUUCACUCAGAAAAGAGCGGACAAGAAAAAUGUUUAGAUUUUUUUUUCGUCAGGAUUCUGUGCCUAUUUAGUGAGAAAAAAAAUUAUUUUCCAUUGACGUGAAAAUUUUCAUUUUUGUAAGUUAAUUGCUUGCUAAACACAACGACAUUUGUGUUAAACUGUUCAUUUAGGCUGGAAUGAACAUUUUUGAGGGAUUUAGUCUCAAUUCGUUAAAGUUUGGUGAAACAAUCGGAGCAUUCUAAGCGUUUACCCAUUCCGUUUGGUGCUUCCACUCUCCUACAUAUUUUAGGGUGCAAACUAAAUGAGUUCCAAGCUCGGCUGAAAGAGAUAUUUUUCAGAGUCAACAGAGCGACCCACUGAAAUCAAUGCUCUGCCGAGCCCCGUUCAUAAUGCGGCGCAUCCAAAUGAGAAUCUCCCGAAUCCUCAGAAAACACAGAUCCCUACCGCUCCGAAAACGUCGGAAAAGAAACACUCGAAGGACAAAAGAUCAAAGACGGCCUAA